This is a messenger RNA of Caenorhabditis auriculariae, 1989 nucleotides long. The record is from the annotation of a GenBank genome assembly. Lineage: Eukaryota; Metazoa; Nematoda; Chromadorea; Rhabditida; Rhabditidae.
AUGGGCGGACGCGUGGAAGUUGAAACGCCAGUGACUGAGACGGCACCUGCUAAAAAAAGAUCCAGGUAUAACUUUAAUUUUUGGUUAAUUGCUUAACAAAAAUGAUUAUAACUUUUUUUCCUAUCCUAUUGACGAUGAAACUAUGAACACGAGCUGACUGCAGAAAAAUGUGUUAUCCCUUGGUAAUUUAUCGAAUCCUGGGAAAAAAAUUGUUUCUUCUCCAUUUUAAAUUUUUUUCAGAACGUUUUUUUUAGAAAGAUUUAUCACUUAAUUUCUCAUACAAGGUAACUCUGAAAGAAAAAUCAUCACCAACUUUUUAUUUUUAAAAAGUUUUCAGCGUUUUCAAGUUGUUCCGGUCCCUGGAGUUUUCUCCCGUGGACGUUGGCGUUGUUCGGACUGGAGCCACGGUUCUGAGAAAAAAGACACCGAUUUCAUUCUGAACUAUGGGCGCAACGCUCGUACCGCCGCCAACGGUUUCGAAUACCAUCUUAUUAGGUUUUUAAUUUUUCAAGCUUCAGCCGUCCCAGAAGAAAAACCACCCAGAGUUGUUGUUGGUCCAGUGGAUUUGGAGGCUUUUCGAAAAGUCAUCUCAGAGGUAUGUUUGUAUUUGUUUUUUUAUUCUUUAAAUGAGAUGACUUUUAGAAGGAUAAUGAAACUCCACAAGUCAAGUCUACAACUUUUUUGGUGACUUCGAUCGAGACGAAUCUCACAUGUUCUUCGCCGUCAGUUUACCACGAAGAAAUCGAAAACACGCCGCACAAAAAAAUCGAAGUCACCCGGGCCAGCAGACAGUUAUACUCGGAUGAGGUAAUAUUCUCGAAAAUUCAGAAAUAUCCCGCUGACUAUGGUAUCAUCAUUUUUUUUUAGCUUCUAGGAACUCCAAAAAUAUUUUAUUUUUUGUUCACGAAUCUCGUUGCAAUGCUGAAAACCUAAGUUUCUUUGGGUGGAAAUGUGUUUCUCAGCUGAAAUUAGUCGAUAAAACUGUUAUGUUCUAGGGUUACGUCUAUUUAGAUUAGAUAAUACUAAUUUUGAUUUUUUUGUAAGAGGCAAGGAAGUUUCGGAGACAGGAAGAAACCGAAAUUUUUUUAAAAAUCUGGAUCUUUUUUUGUUUAUCCGGGCUAAAUUUUUUUCAUAAAUUUUUUUGUAUUUUUUUAUAGACACCUCCAAAGACCACAACGUCUAUAAUCUACGAGACGACAGACACACCAUUCAAAAAACUCAAUCCUGAAGAUGAUGAGCCCAACUUACAUGAGUUGCUCAUCAGAACAAAGAUGUUUCGAGAUCUGAGCACUCUGUCGGAGGCCGAGAAAGUCGCGGCAAAAGUGCUCCUCACCGCAAAGACCAAGGCUCCCAAGACCAUCAUACUGACUGCUCCAGCGACCCCUUCUCCAUCGGCUUCUGCCACAGCGCCGCCAACCGCCCUGCCGACUUUCAACUCUCGCUUUGAAGUGACUCCUGUGCUCAGGGCGGAUCCAGCUAUAACCGUGUCCAAGUCAGAGUCGGUGCUUGCUCCUGAGGCCGCUAAAGUUGCACCAAGUGCACUGGACGGUCCCAACACAUCCCUUCCGGUAAGGAAAUGAAAAAGUAUUCAUCAAGCGAAAAUUUUUCAGCCCAACGUCGUCGAAGAAGACGCCGCUGCCUCGAGCGCCGCGGCGGGCAACAGCAAUUUCAACGCUGCGGCAAUCGACAGCAAGAUAGAACAGGCUAUGGUAGAUAUUUCGAACUUCUCAAAAACUUGUCCACGUUUUGUAGGACCUUGUCAAGACUCAUCUGACCUACGCUGUACGCGAACAGGUCGACGUCCUCCGCCAAACAAUAGCCGAUCUUGAACAGAAGGUCUGAGAAAAACCGUCUCUUUCUUAAUUUAUCCCUAUUUAGGUGUCUCUUCUCCAAAAGGAAAACACGGUUUUGCGUCAACACGUUCCGGCCGAAGCUUUGGGUAAAAUUGUGGGACCUGGCGACAACCAGUCGACCAUCAGCAGCCAGUAA